Styela clava is the source of this 3099-nucleotide messenger RNA. RefSeq lists its product as uncharacterized. NCBI's taxonomy places the organism in Eukaryota, Metazoa, Chordata, Ascidiacea, Stolidobranchia, Styelidae. Gene Ontology annotation, molecular function: bile acid:sodium symporter activity. Gene Ontology annotation, biological process: bile acid and bile salt transport. The record is from RefSeq and is a predicted model, not a curated record. Gene Ontology annotation, cellular component: membrane.
AGUUAUUUACUGUUUUAUCGACGAUAUUGUGCAAAGCAGAACCGCCCAUAUGUUAAAAGCCAAAACUAAAUAUGAUUUGCAGCGUACGGAUAGUAGCUUUGUGGCUUUUGUUUAGCGCUAAAGCGUCAUUCGGUUAUUCAUCCACUGACGAAAUUCUUGAUCAACUAGCAGAUGGCAUGAACCUUGAUGAGUACUUUAGUUCUGCAUUUAAAGGGGAUUUUCUGAAUAGUCUCAAGCUACCAAAGAUAGACUUAACAUCUGGCAGUUCUGUUUAUGGAUCGGGUGAAUUUUCCUUGUUCGAAAAUGACACAGAAGAAAUGGGAAAUCAGUUAAUUAUGGAUAUGAUUUUCAGGUCUCAUUUAUUUGAAAGUAAUAUCACAGAUAAAACUGACUUAUGGACAAAAUGGUUGUUAAAUGGCGGAAAUAAAUGGAUAGAAAGUAUGAUAUACGACUCAACUAAAGAUAGAUUGAGAAAAUCAAAUUAUCCAGAAGACGAUGAAGAUGUUUACUAUAAUGACGAAAUGAAACCAUACUCUGAUAUCAUUGGCCAGAUAAACGAAAUUCUAAGGAAAAAUCGAAAUGCCACAUUUAGUGUGGUGAAUGGACAAAUCAUAAUGGAAGAAUCGAUGGAAGAUGACAAAAAUCAGGAAAAGAUAAUAAAAAUCUGCAGCAUUCCGAUAGAGAGCUUUUCAGAUAUUGAAAACAUUACAGAAAACAUGACAAUGGACACUAAAAACAAGUUAAAAAAUUUGUUCCAAGAUUAUUUUAGCGGAAAUAUAUCUGGAGAUAAAUUUAGAGCUAAACUAAUGAAAACAGGAUUAUUUGAUAAUGGUACAAUGUGUGACAACGGUAUUUCUACCACGACUGCGAUUCUUCCCACAACGAUUUCAAUGCGUAAUGUGGAAAUAGCACAAAUUAGAAUGAUAGUAGAUGAAGGGUAUUUGGACGAGACUGUAAUCCGUGAUGUUGGGGAGGGGAAAACGACAAUGGAAGAGGUGCGAGUCAAAUUAAUGAGAAAUCGAACAUUUGUUCUUUCUCGUUUUCCACCCAAGAUAGAAGAAAUGUUAAAAGCUGAUAGAAUUCCAGAUGAAAUGGUUGUAGUCAUGUUUUCUGGUAACAUGACGAUGGAAGAGCUACGUAUUUACAUUUAUCAAAACGACGAUAUUUCCAAAGCUCUUCUUCCGGAGCGCCUUCGAGAUAUUCUUGAAACGAGACUCCCGCCACAAGAACUAAAAGACAUAUUAUUAGACGCCGAUAAUGCUUCUCAUGUAAUGAUACAAGUAAUGUCAAACGAAACUUUGCUUCAAGAAAUGAUGUCAGAGAGUAUGUACUAUUUCUACACGCUUUUCAAAGUUCCACGAAACGUUGCCCUCAAUAUGGCUCUCAGUGGAACUACUAUCGUCGCACUCUGCAGCGUUAUGACGUCAUUAGGAUGUACAAUGACUGUAACUGAAAUUAUGAAGCAUGUAAAGAGACCGAAAGGUGUCAUUAUCGCUCUCAUUUCGCAGUAUGGAAUUAUGCCUUUGGGUGCAUUUGCAUUGACUCGGGCGUUCAAUCUCGAUGUUUAUCCUGCAAUUGCAGUUCUAAUAUGCGGGUGUUGCCCAGGAGGAAACCUGUCUAACAUGCUGGCAUUUGCUAUCAAUGGUGACAUGAAUCUAAGUAUUCUUAUGACAACAUGUUCAUCCGUACUUGGACUUGGAAUGAUGCCAUUUUUACUUUUCUGCUACUCUCGAUAUAUAAUACCGAUUGACAGCAGCGAGAUAGUUCCGUUUGAUAAAAUUAUUUUGAACGUAGCUCUGACGAUCGUACCAGUCAGUGUUGGGAUUGCAAUCAAACAUUAUCGCCCUAAAUGGACAGUACAUGUUAUGCGGUUUGGAGCUGUAAUGCUUGUCAUCUGUAGUAUCACCUUUGCUAUUCUCGCUGGUCUGCUUCUUGGUGACAAAUUCUUUUAUUUCUUUCCGACUGAAGUUGUCUAUUGUGCAGCCAUACUACCAAUGACAGGAUAUAUUUUUGGAUUUUGUUUUGCUCGCCUUUUUCGAGAAAAUCAAAAAUCAUGUCGGACAAUAUGUGUGGAAACGGGAUGUCAAAAUGUACAAUUGUGUGGAACGGUGUUAAAGCUUGCAUUUGAUCCUAUUCUCGUUGGCGUCAUGAUAUUGUUGCCCAUCAUAUACAUGGCCUUUCAGGCAUUCGAAGCUCUUCUUCUGAUCACUUUAUAUCGAAUUUAUCAGAGGUUUUGUGGAAAGAAAAACUCUGAGACACCAGACAUUGAAUUUGAGGACGAAGAAAAGCAAUUGGAGCGAUCAGACUCGGAAAACAGCGUGAAUGAAAAAACAUCACUAAAAAACGAGAAAGAACUCGCCGAAGAGAGCGAUGAGGACAAAGACAGUAAAGAACCUUGCACUAAUGGAAUCAAGAAAACUGAAGAUAGUCGAAAUGAUGAAGAAAUUAAUGAAACAUGGCCACUUGUAAGUACACCUGAGGAAAACUUAUUAGAAGCCUUGAAGAAAGCAGACAAAGAAAAUGUUGUUUGAUACACAGCAACAUUGCGACGUCAUUUCUGGACAAUUCUCAUGUCUAACAGCAUCUGAGAUUUGUAAACUCGCUGACGAAUUACUCGGAAAUUUUAAAUGAUACGGAAUCUAUAUAUACUUUGCAUAAAAUAUAUUAUAAAGGGCUGGUUUUUAUAAGUCAUGUAAAUACAUAUUGGUCUGCAUGUCAUCAUUCGAUUUAUAAGGGUAUGAUGUCCUCCUGAGAUUGAUUGGAAAUUGUGUAAUAUGGCCAGGCUCGACAUAAGAUUGCUUCAAAACUUAUACGAAUAUUCAAUCCAUUAACCUUUUAUAUAUAAGUCAGAGAAACGACUGUUGUUGGCUAUGGAUAGAUACAUCAAUUAAUAUUAUGUUUAAUUAUUGCCUUAGUGCCAAUUUUUAAUACUUGAAGUUUUUGUUGGAAUUACUUUUUCUUUUUAUUAGUCAUUUAGUUUUAUGUAUUGUUUGCAAACGCACUGUAAUUCUCAACUAAUUUUCUUUAAAAACGUUGAAUUUAAUACAAAAUAACUAACUUUAUUGUUUUAUUAUGAAGUGAAAAAUUUUGUUCAUUGUG